Messenger RNA from Pygocentrus nattereri (red-bellied piranha), 4616 nucleotides. It is a transcript of the gene klhl43, whose product is annotated as kelch-like family member 43. The transcript has 6 exons. Bases 525 to 2489 code for a protein of 654 amino acids. The record is from RefSeq and is a predicted model, not a curated record. Lineage: Eukaryota; Metazoa; Chordata; Actinopteri; Characiformes; Serrasalmidae. Gene Ontology annotation, cellular component: cytoplasm; nucleus. Gene Ontology annotation, molecular function: protein binding.
CAGGGCUUCGGCUGGACUGAACUCUGCUUCAAACUCUGAAAUCGACAGUGCUCUGACAGGCAGACAGAGGACAGAAGGGUACAGUAUCACAGAAGAGGAAGGAAACAGAGUGAUUUUGUUAAGAAGUGAAAGAAAGCUAAAAAGAGACACCAAAAAGGAGAUAAUAGAGUGAUAAAGAGAGCAGGAAAAUAAGGUGCUGUGUGCUGAUACUGACCACCCACCGACCACCUAGUAAUUCAUCUCCACCUGUCAGUUGUCCCUUCUUAUAAAACCCAAGUCAAUGAGUCAGUAAUCUGUCCUCCUGUCCAUCUAUUCCUUUAAUCUGUCAGUCAGUCAGUACUCGGUUGAGGAAGAAAGUGCCAUAAAGUGAGUCUGUCCAUGAAAACCUUAAAAACACACAUAAAAAUACAUUAAACCCUCUGUCAGACAGAGUGUCAGUCGACCUUUUACGACUAUUAGCCUGUGCGUUAGGGAUCACUGUUAACUGUAACUAAUAUAGAGAGCCACUUAAACUAGCCUAAAUCAUGGCCCCCAAGAAGAAAUCACCUCGGCCCAAGAAGGCAACCCCAGAGCCAGUGCAGGUGGAAAGUGGGGUGGUGAUGCCUGAGCCAGGAGUUAAGAAAUUAGAAUUACCUUUAAAUGUUGAGCAGCUGAACCGGCUCAAUGGGAUUCCCCUUCCACCCCCUGUAAUACGCCCUGGGGAGAGAGGCUUUGGCCUGGGGGGUGAGCUGACUCGGCCCCUGCAUGGAUCAGCUCUGCUGGAGGAGUUGAGCCGCAUGAGGCAGGAGCGCUUCCUCACUGACCUGGAGCUGGCCUGUAAGACCAAGUCCUUUGAUGUCCACAAGCUGGUCAUGUCCUCUGUCAGCCAGUAUUUGCGUGAGGUGCUGGCCAAGGAUUCAGGCCUCAAGCGCCUGGAGCUGCCUACCCUCUCACCCCUAGGUCUAGCCAAUGUGAUCACUUUUGCUUAUCUGGGCCGUGUGCACAUGUCCCUGUACACUAUUGGUUGUACAGUGUCUGCGGCCAGCACCCUGCAAAUUCCACAUCUCCUGCAGAUGUGCAUGGACUUCCUGAUGUCGGAGCUGAACGUGCACACCUGUGUGUAUGUGUGGAACAUCGGCACAGCCUAUGGCCUGGGCCCGGUGCGGGACGCUGCCCGCCGCUUUGUGCUGGAGAACUUUGCCCAGUUCUCUGAGACGCCUCAGUUCACUCAGCUCACAUUGGAACAGAUCGUUGCUUUCCUGCAGGAUGACAACCUUAUCCUGCCCUCUGAGGUCACCACCUUCCAGUUGGCUAUGAAGUGGCUGGAUUUUGACCCAACUAGACAGGCGCAUGCUUCUGAGCUGCUGUCUCACGUACGCUUUGAGACCAUCCCUGCCAGUGAGCUUGUCAGUGAGAUCCAGCCUGUUGCCCGCAUGAUGCAGGACCCUCAGUGUCACCGUCUAUUGGUGGAUGCCAUGAACUAUCAUUUGCUACCAUACCAGCAGAAUACUCUACAGUCCCGCCGCACCAAGGUCCGUGGCAGCCAAACCACCCUGCUCACCAUCGGAGGGCGCCCCUCCCUCACUGAGCGGGCCCUGAGCAGAGAGGUGCUAUGGAGAGACCCUCGUGAAGGAGCUGCCACAUGGCGCCAUCUUUCCCAGCUUCCUGCUAAAAGCUUCAACCAGUGUGUCGCUGUGAUGGAUGGUUUCCUAUAUGUGGCAGGUGGAGAGGACCAGAAUGAUGCCAGAAACCAGGCCAAACAUGCUGUCAGCACUCUCUGCAGAUACGACCCCCGCUUUAAUACCUGGCUGCACCUGAGCAGCAUGCGCCAGCGCCGCACCCACUUCAGCCUGGUGGCUACUGGAGGGCGCCUCGUUGCCAUAGGCGGCCGGAACACUGAUGGACUGCUGGCGACUAUCGAGUGCUAUCUUCCAUCUUCCAACAGCUGGCAACUACGUGCUCCCAUGGAAAUGCCGCGCUGCUGCCAUGCCAGCACCGUGCUGCCGUCAGGCGACGUCCUGGUGACCGGAGGCUACAUCAACUGUGCCUACUCCCGUUCUGUGGCUUGCUACAGCCUGGAGAGUGACAUCUGGAGUGAGCGGGCGCAGCUGGAGACGCCCCGUGGGUGGCACUGCUCGGCCACGCUGGGUGGUAAGGUGUACGUGGUGGGUGGUAGCCAGCUGGGCCCAGGAGGAGAGCGUGUGGAUGUGCUGACCACUGAGGUGUUCUGCCCAGAGAGCGGUCAGUGGAGCAGGGCCUCCUCCCUUCCUCUGGGAGUGAGCACUGGUGGCCUGUCCCCAUUGGGUGACCAUCUAUACCUCUUGGGUGGCUGGAAUGAAGCAGAAAAGCGCUACAAGGCGGCAGUUCAGCGCUAUGAUCCAGGCACAGACACCUGGUCCAUUGCAGAAGACCUGCCUGAGCCCACGGUGGGCGUGUCCUGUUGUGCCCUGGCCCUGCCCCCGCGCCACACUUCUCGCAGGCACCGCAACACCCCCAACCAUGAAGAGUAAGGCAGCAUGACUGCAUGAGAGAAGAAAGAAGCAGAGGAAGAGAAAGAAGAAGAGAGUGAUUAGUAGAGAGGAGAGUGGAAAUAGAGGAAAAGUACUAACAGCUACUAGUCAGUGAGGGUUAAAAGAAGAGAAAGAAGUAGAUGGUGGAGCGGAACCGUUUUUGGCUCCUUUACUGCAAAGAUAUCAUUAUGUACCAAGGUAUCAAGGGAGUUUAGUGUUACAGGGCCCACUUAUUCACAAUGUGAAAAUGACUAGGAAGUAUGUGCUUCCACAGCAUGUAUGGGAGGUUUUUGAGCCAGUGAGACAGAGAGCAUGCCUGUGCUUGUGUGUCCUGUUAAUGUUUGUAUGCCUGAAUGUUAGAAUGAAUGAGUUUUAGAAAUUGAGCCAUACAGACCUUUGCAAAAUAUCUUACCAAUUACAACUACACAAAGGGUACAGUACAAUGAAACCAUCACUUAAUCUCUGCCUAUUUAUUACACUACAUAUUUAUUGUGUGCUACAUAUUUAUCAAGGGAUAUUUCUCAAAGUAGUUUAGCUCAAUGACUAAAAAGAACAUAAAUGUAUUAAUACUGAAACAUUUAUAUACAAUGUACAUGCAACACUAAGGGCACUGAUUUGAGUUGGGUGGAGAGUGUUCCACUGAAGGCACAUGUGAGGAGUACACAACACCGUAAUCUUUACCAUUAAAUAGAACAUAUUGUGGGGUCCAAAUGUCUGGGAUAUUUUUUGUCUAACCUGGAAAUAAAAAGAAAGUUCUAGUAAUUUGAAACAUUUUCAACAAAGAAACUAUGGCACGUAAAUGAAGAAGAAAUCUAAGAUAUCUAGGUCAUUAUUCAAAUGUAAAGUUGCACUAUAUAAGAUGUGGGGAUCUGAACGAAACAUGCAGAAGAAUGGGUUGUGCUUCAGUCCCCAACAAGUGGCUGAAUCUUAUUUUUGCGAACACGUUGAAAGAGUAUUCAGAGAGAACUCAGUUAAACCUUGGUGAAGAAAGCAUCUUCCAAAGAUGUGAGUGAAUUAUCUACUUCUGUCGUCAUAUGUUCAUUAGUAUGUUGAUAUUGCGUUUGAGACCUGAUCUUCGAGUCAGACCUUGUUUUUGAGUCUGUGACAUUAAUACGUAAAGACGUAUAAUGUGGUCUAAAAACUCCCCCAAAAUCUGGUCAGGUAAAUUUGAUUUACUCAUGACUGCAUAAACUUGUAGGGUCCAUGCCAGCUCGAAUGCGCACUCUCAUUAAAGCAAAACAGAAUCAUUUCCACAAGAAGUCUUUUGGGCCCCACUGUAUGAGGCUGAUUUUUUCUGAUCUUCUUUUAGGUUCGAGAACAAAAAUGUAGCAGUACUGUCAUUAUUUGGCCUACACUCUUAAAAAGGUUCCUCAAGGGUUCUUUAGUAAGGGCAGUGGUUCUGUGUAUAACCACGAGUUCUGAAUCACAUCAUGCUUAAAUGGUUCUCUUCAUGAUAAAACGGUUAUUCAGAUUGACGGAUAAUGUGUUGCUCUUUUUGAAAAUGGUUUUACAACACCAGAUAUGGUUCUGCUAUUUUUAUGAUAUCAGGCUUGAAAAAAUAGAAGAACCCUUUUGGUGCUAUUUAGAAAAUACAUAGAACGUAAAUGGAAGCUUUGCCUUUACUAAAGCACCCUUGAAUAACUAUUUAAAGUGUGUAUAUUAAAAUGUGGACACUUGGUUUAACAUCAUCCAAGGUCACAUUUUCUUCUUAUGUUUGGAUAAAAAGAUCAUGACGGGUAUUCCCAGCUUUCCUGUCUGCUCACCUGCGUCUGUAUGGAUGUCAUCCUCUGCUGACUUCAUGCUGUUGUUCAUGUGGAACCCUUUUCCUAAAAAAUCUUCCUAAGAGAGCCAGUAAACAUCCUAGAGAGAGAAACCUGUUCAUGGCAGAGAGAAAUAUAAAAUGUGAAACAUUUUAGUAAAGAAAAGGAAUCUGCUGUCUAUAAUAAAUCUAAUGGCGUUUCAAUGUGAUGCCGCCUGUAUAGAGUAAAGGGUCACCAGCUGAUAAUAAGACUUUGUAAAUUCAGGAGUUGAAUGGCGAGGUAUGUAGGUGUUGCAAGUGGCAGAUGAUGCAAAGGAUACCAGGUCUCUAGGAUUUCACUGAAUAAAGCCAAAUUUAUCAAAGCAAAA